This is a messenger RNA of Pimephales promelas (fathead minnow), 2775 nucleotides long. It is a transcript of the gene gpr141, whose product is annotated as G protein-coupled receptor 141. NCBI's taxonomy places the organism in Eukaryota, Metazoa, Chordata, Actinopteri, Cypriniformes, Leuciscidae. The record is from RefSeq and is a predicted model, not a curated record. Gene Ontology annotation, molecular function: oxysterol binding; G protein-coupled receptor activity. Gene Ontology annotation, biological process: G protein-coupled receptor signaling pathway. Gene Ontology annotation, cellular component: membrane.
UUUGCAGCUGAAGUCUAGACACAAGAAUGGAGUGAUAUUAAGGCACUAUUACAAUACAUUCAGACUAUAAAGAACAGAAAUACUAGGUGGCUGUGAUCUUGCAGUAUUUCAUCAUAACUUGAAUAUGAAAACAACAACAGUGCGGUUGGUUAGUAAUAGGACUUGCUCUGAAACACCCAGAAGUCCGGCCUCCUCAUCGAGAGAAUGUGCUAAAAUAGUGGUUGCAGUCAGAAGCAACAAGCACAUUACCUUACUUCCUCAACUUAUCCGGAUCUUCAACUUCGGGACCAUGAACACCACCAUGAACACCACCAUGAACCCCACCACCACCAGCCUCGCAGUGGCGUCCACCCCUCCAGUCCACUUCGACAUGCCCUACAGAAUCGCCCUGAUAGUCAUCUACUCUGUCGUGCUUCUGGUGGGCAUCACAGGCUUAGGUUUCAUGAUCAGCUUGUUAAAAGCCAACAUUCGCUCGUUAACCACCAUCGCCUUCCUGAACCUGAUGGUCGCACACUUUCUGUUCCUGCUCACCGUGCCAUUCAGAAUCUACUAUUUCGCGUUUCUAUCAUGGAACCUGGGUAAGGGGAUGUGUAAACUGGUCAGCGCCAUGGUGCAUAUCCAUAUAUACAUGGUGUUUACCAUAUACGCCAUCAUACUUACCCUUCGUUUCCUGCAAUUCUACAAGAAAACGCAACGGACUGAGUUUUACAGGCGGCUGCACGCGCUGGGCGCGAGCGCUUUAGUGUGGUUCCUACUUCUUCUCAUCAUGCUACCCCUCGUGUUGCUUCAAUACGGACAAUCUUCCAAAAGCAAUAACGUCAACACAGAAAACGAGUGCUUCAAAUUUCAGAAUAUGUUAGAUGACACAUCCGUCUACGCCCUGAACAUGAUUCUAUCUAUCUUUAUUAUCAGUGUGUCGGGUCUUCAGACCUGCAUCCAGGCAUUCAUCUUGCACGUCAUGAUACGCAAGUACGGAUCGGCCAGUCGUUCCCAGCAGGAGUUUUGGGUCCAAAUAAAAAACCUCAUCUUUGUACUGAUCUUGCUCACCUGCUUGGUACCAUACCACCUUUUUCGGCUGCAUUACUUGAACAACGCUACUGAUCUUCAUGCGAUAAAUGAGGUGUUUCUGGCCAUCACGGGACUGACAUGUUUCGACAUGCUAACGUUCACAGGGAAGAACGUGUGUCAGGUGUGCUGGCCCUAAAGAUGUGGAUAUUCUCCACAUCAUUGACCAUUAAUCAGAUUCUCUCCACAGCUGUGAAAAUGGACUGUUCAUACAGAAAACGUGUUAUAAUAAUAAUAGCCAGCGGUUACAAUAAAGGUAGGCUAAAUGAGCACCCCAGCUGAAAAAAAAAAAGUUUAUUUAUGAAAACGUUAUUUAUGAAUUUCAAACAUUAACUUCCAGUUUUAAAACAAAUUUGAAACGAGUUUUUAUUGGUGUUGCUAACAUUUUGGGAACUGUUUGUUCUAUUUUCGUUUGGAUAUGUUGCAAACAUUAAUUUCGAAUGUUCUCUGAACGUUGUGAAACUAUUAUCAUCUAAAAAACAGACUGUUCAACUAAAGUGUUUCACAAGAAAACCGUGACAUUACAGUAGGAUGACUAUAUCAGGGCCUAGGCAAUUACUAUACGCCUAUAGCUGUUAUAUAAAUAAAUGGACAGAAAGACAGCUCCUUAUAUGCACUUUAAAAAAGUACAACUACCGUAAACGUAGGCUAAAUUUAAUUUUAAAUGGGCAUAGGGAUUGGUCACCACAAAAAUAGAAACUCUGUCAUCGUUUAGGCCGACUUUUCCUCAGGUUUUUCGAACAAACAGUGAUGCGGCCCAUGGUCAUGGACUUCCAAAGUAAAAAAAAAAAAAAAUGCAAUGUAAGUCCAACUGUUUUGGACAUGUUUUGGACAUUCUGUUUUGGACAUUUGUUUUGGACAUUCUCCAUAUAUCUUCUUUUGUGUUCAGGACAGGAGGUAAAAAAAAAUUCAUACAGGCUUGGGACAUUUUGAGGGAGAGUAAAUUUGAUGACAGUGUUUUAAUUUUUGGGUGAACUGUCCCUUUAAAAUACCUCAACGUUUUUGUCCAGUUAUUUAGGCCUAUAACUUAACCAGCCGUAACAAUUCGCGCGUCAUACACCGAUUUAGACGAUUUAGACUUGUACAGAAGUCGUAUGUAUGAGUACACGUGGUUUUGUGUUCAAUCAAUGACUCGACCUAUCAUUGAAAGACAGAAAAAUAGAGAUUUGGCGCCCUCUUGUGGUAAACUUGGAGAACGUCGGAGGUUGGCUAGUUAAAAAGAUAAAAUUAUAGUUCUGUAAAACAAUAUGAUUUCGGCUUUUAGCGUUCAGCCUAAUUGUUUAUAAGCAGGCUUUAAAAAAAUGUUUAAUGAAAAAAUACGAAAAUCUCUGUUACAUAGGAUAUGUAUUCGUAUUAGGCUAAACAUUAAAGGCUAAAUUCAAAUUAUUUUUCUUCUAGCCUUCGUAGCUUACUAUUGCCCGUGUUCUUUGACGUCGUGAACGCACGCAAAGGAAACACGAUUCAUGUCUUCUGUUUUAUUGGGGCUAGUUACUGUUUAACAUCUCCACCCAACUUACAGUUUGUUUAGUAAAUCGAUCUAAUGAGAGGCUCCCCCAACACCACCAAAAGUAUUAUCCAAUGACAUGUUAAACACUUCAUGUAGCCUACUCGAAGUUGCCAACAGCGAAACAUAUUUAUAAGCAUAAAAGUUUGACCCAUGUUCGUUUGGGUUUUGGUGGAUUAAUGCAAAUCGUUGUUGGACGUGGAGAA